AUGAGCAAAUCCACAAGUCGGGAGAGGGGCUGGUGUCGGGAGCUGCCACCACCGCGGGAGCACGCAGAGCUGAGGGCUCUGACUCCCCUUCCCAAACACCUUUUUUCUGACAACCUGAGUCUACCAGCGAGGGCAUCAGCCAUCCUGGAUGGUUCAGUCCCCUUCGCUGGGUUCUGCAACAAGCAGGACAGCAUGCAGCCCUGCCCUGAGCUGCGGCAGCAGGACCCAGCUGCUGGGCCAAGGAGGGAUCUCGCAGGGAGGCUGAGGCUUCUAGCUGAGUCCCGUGUCCUAAGGUCAGGGAACAGGGCCAGGGGCCUGGGGUUCUGGGGAAGGAAGGCUUCCCUGUCUCCUGUCGAUGAGAAGAACUGUUCUGACUGUAUAUGUGUCAAGUCCGAAUUCCACUGCGGGGACCCUGGAUGCCAGACCUGUACCCACCACCCCUGCCCUCCAGGCCAGGAAGCAGUGCCUGAAGGGAAUUUCAAGUUUGGCUUCAGAUGUGUGGACUGCGCUGUGGGGACCUUCUCCAGUGGCCACGAGGGCCGCUGCAGACCUUGGACAGACUGCGACCAGUUUGGUUUUCUCACCAUGUUCCAUGGGAACAAAACUCACAAUGCUGUAUGCAUCCUGGGGUCUCUGCCCGCUGAGCCACCUGGCCAGCUGACCAUCCUCCUCUUGGCCCUGGCCACCUGCAUCCUCGUCCUGACCACAGCCCAGCUCAGCCUGCACAUCUGGCAGCUGAGGAGGAAGCACAGGUGGCCUCAAGAGACCCCGCCACUUCCAGAGGUGCUCCCCCCACCUGCGGAGGAUGCCUGCAGCUGCCAGUUCCCUGAGGAGGAGCGGGGGGAGCGGCUGGAGAAGGACGAGCUGGGGCGUCCUUGGGUGUGAGGCUGACCAUCCUCAGGAGAAGCUGCACCCCAAGCCAGACCCUCCCCAGGAGCUGGCCCAGGCUGACCCUUGGGAGCCAGGGCUCUGCUUUCCAUCUGUUCUGGGCCCGGCCCUGCUCCCCUCAACGGUGGAAGUGGGUACAGGAUGGUGACAGUGACAAGUUCCCUCGACUGUGCAGAAGGGUGGUGGCCAUGGCUGGCCCUGUGGGAGAGAUGGGCAGCCGUGACUGCCUUCCUCCCUGGCCAGCCCUGCUGGGGUGGGGUCUGUGUUCCC
Molecule: messenger RNA, 1158 nt
Organism: Ictidomys tridecemlineatus (thirteen-lined ground squirrel)
Lineage: Eukaryota; Metazoa; Chordata; Mammalia; Rodentia; Sciuridae
Source: RefSeq, a predicted model, not a curated record